AUGGCUACCAAAUCUUCAUCGGCACCAAGAAAGAAAACCCGGACGCCCUCUGCCGUCGCCAAGGCACUAUACGCGGAUGGCCUUGACGCCGAUGGCUACCGCCCGAGCAUUGCUCUCAAUGGUGCGGAUAAGCGCGGCACUUACUACGCGGCACAGACCCUUCGCCAGCUUGUCGAUGGCGACGACCGUGUCCCCGGUAUCCAAGUGUGCGACUGGCCGCUCAUGUCCAUCCGUGGCUCCAUUGAGGGGUUUUAUGGCAUUCCCUGGUCGCAUCAGUCGCGCCUCGACCACUACGUGUUCUACGAGAGACAUAAAAUCAACACCUACAUCUACACUACCAAGGAUGACCUUAAACUCCGCCAUGAGUGGCGCGAUCUUUACGAAGGUGACGCCCUUGAGCAGCUCAAGGAGCUCGUAACCACUGCGAAUGUCAAUCAUGUGGACUUCACCUAUGCUCUUUCCCCCUGUGCUUCCAUCUGCUACUCGUCCGAAGAGGACUUUAAUAUUACUGUCACCAAGUUCAACCAGAUCUGUGACCUUGGUGUCCACAGCUUCUACAUUGCCCUUAAUGACAUUCCCCUCCAAUUCCACUGCGAAGAGGAUAAGCAAAAGUGGGAGAACAAGGGUAGUUGGCACUGGCUGGCGGAAGCCCAGACUUACUAUCUGAACCAUGUUUCAGAAGGAAUACAUUGA
This is a messenger RNA of Blastomyces dermatitidis ER-3, 693 nucleotides long. RefSeq lists its product as uncharacterized. Bases 1 to 693 code for a protein of 230 amino acids. The record is from RefSeq and is a predicted model, not a curated record. The transcript is spliced from 2 exons. NCBI's taxonomy places the organism in Eukaryota, Fungi, Ascomycota, Eurotiomycetes, Onygenales, Ajellomycetaceae.